AUGGUGGAGGUUUCGGAGCCCGGAUUGAAAGAGGAGGAGAUUGAGCUCGAUUUAGGGUUGUCAAUCGGAGGCAGUUUCAGAAAACCAGAGAAAUUGCAGCUCGUCAACGGCUUCGGCUUGGAUCGGAGAGGAAAGGAAAACCAAACGGCGUCGUCGGAGCCGGAGAGCGCGCUUCUUGAUUCGCAGACGAAGCGAGAGAUCCAGGCUCUGCGGAGGCAAGAGGCGAAGAGGAAGCGCGAAGAGAAGAGAAGCCGAGGAAGAAACGAGGCCCAAACAGAAGAGCAACAACAGCAACCGGCGAUCAAGAGAGAGAGAACAGAGACGAACGGGAAUGUGAACGUCAAUCUGAAUAUGAAUAACAGCGAAACGGAGCCCCGCUACCCGGUUCAACCGGCUCAGUACCCGUACCCGCCGGUGCAGUUCGUUCCAUACACGAACGGCUUCGCGUACCCUUGCGCGAUGCCGUGCUGGGCUCCCGGCGGCGGCGGCGGUUUCAGGCCGUUUCAGGCGCAUAAAAAUUUGGCGAAUAACGGGUGCGAAACGGAGCAGAAUGGUGGAGUUGGUAAAACGACGACGUCGUCGAAUGGCGGAUUGGGUAAAACGGGGUCGUUGAAUGGGUCCCCAAUGUGUAGCUCCUCUACCGUUUCUGAUCAUCAAAGCGCAGUUUCUCAUGAAGGUGGUGGAAGCAGUGAGACCAGAAGCCAUUCAGGCCAGAGCUUACCAGAAAAAACCCAUUUGAACAAUGGUUCAAUAUCAAAAGAGACCAAGGCCCAAUCUGAACACACAGCUACCUCCAACUCAUUUAAAUCAAAUUCUCAAGGCAAUGAUCAAAAACUGGCUCCCAAAGAAGAACCCAAAUCAGGAAACACAGAGCCAGUUUCAAUUGCCAAACCCAUCUCAUCAAAUGGAGAUUCUGCAACGGCAACAAGUACUCCAUUGAAGGAAAUUACCAAAAUGGACCCCGUUGCAAAGCCCCCAAAACCCCAAAUGCAGACCGGUUCUCUUCCCCAAAUGCCUUAUGUCUCCACCACGGGGAAUGGCCCAAAUGGGGAAAACAAUUCAUGGCAUGCUGGAGGCACUGAUGUAUCUCAGCCUCUGAGACACAUAACUGUGAUCCCAUCUGCUUUUGGUUGA
Prunus armeniaca (apricot) is the source of this 1134-nucleotide messenger RNA. The record is from the annotation of a GenBank genome assembly. Lineage: Eukaryota; Viridiplantae; Streptophyta; Magnoliopsida; Rosales; Rosaceae.